AAAAAUGUUAAUUCUACAAGGAGAGGAACACUCUCCCGGGUAGCGUUCAAAAUUUCGCUGUAUUAAUUAGUUUCUAUUUGCGGCUAAAGGCGGCUAAAGGCAUACUGUUAAUUAUUCAAGCAUCUUAAUCCAGGCAAGACAUCUUCUAUCCGAUAUGAGAGUAUCGAACGGCUUCAAUUUAUCUGAUUGCAAGUUGCACUCUCUGAAAGGCUGCUUCUUCAUAGGCGAAGAUGGGUGGUCUAGGAACCCCAAAUUUGCUUAAGUCACACCAUUUUCAUUCAAAUGAACUACUCAAACUACCCCGACGAGGGGCACAGAGAAUUUGUUCAGCUACAGACUUGAAAAAUUCUGCGCUAAAAGUCCGUUGUUGUGAUAGGCCUUCAACUACGAAAGUGGGUCGCAUUGGGCAAGAUCGUUUUAAAGAAGGAGCUCUGCCUGGUACCUAUUGGAAGGCAAAAGCUGACUCGGAAAUUGGGGGCGAGGUGCUUUUGACAUUCAACAAGGACUCCAAAAAAGCAUCAAAUGACGACCCCCAAAGCCGGAGGAUCAACUACUUGGUAGACUCUCAUCAAAGAAGAUCAAGUCAGGACAAGGAUGACCUCCUCCAAUCCAGUUUCAUUAAGGACGACCUUCUCCAUCUAUCUUCCAGUCCAGCAUUUGAAGGAAAGCAUCACCAAAUUGAGCAUCAACCAAGUGUUAGACAAGGUGGCAUCCCAGUCAUCACUCCUCCAGUCGGGUUGGUCCACCUCAGCAUGAUCAGAUUCAAUGUACCUGGCGUAUUAAAGAUGGCACAAACUUCGAUGUACCUACCCCGGCUAUCCAUUGGUCGAAUAUUCCAAAGAAGACGUGUCCAAAUGAUGCAAUUAUUUCAUUGGUUAGAAUUAAGUUUGUUGUAACAAACUCUAAUUAGG
Molecule: messenger RNA, 911 nt
Organism: Cryptomeria japonica (Japanese cedar)
Lineage: Eukaryota; Viridiplantae; Streptophyta; Pinopsida; Cupressales; Cupressaceae
Exons: 4
Coding region: 231-896 (221 amino acids)
Source: RefSeq, a predicted model, not a curated record